Messenger RNA from Aphanomyces astaci, 2457 nucleotides. RefSeq lists its product as hypothetical. The transcript is spliced from 3 exons. Bases 1 to 2457 code for a protein of 818 amino acids. The record is from RefSeq and is a predicted model, not a curated record. Lineage: Eukaryota; Oomycota; Saprolegniomycetes; Saprolegniales; Verrucalvaceae.
AUGUCAGGAAAACGCGGCACGACCAGCCGCUCCUCGCGCCGACUCAUCGAUCCAGUAUCGUCUGCGACGAAAACGGCUUUGCGUGGCAAUGACGACGACGAACCUCGUCAAAGAGCCGUCAAGGGAAAGCGCCCGCCUGCGAAAUCAAGUGCGGUCGCGGAACGCAUGACCAAAGAAGGACCUCCUCCGAGUGUGGCGCCAACUGCUACCUCGAGUGGAUCAGGCAAGGAAGGUGCCGUUGUGGAUCGCUCGACCAAGAAAGGGCCUACUGGAGAUGGGAAGAUCGGUGCUCGUGGCGCUGUGAUCGAUGCACUCCGACCUCAUCCGAGCAAGAAAUGUGGUGCACCAAGUGAGGAUUCAAGUGGCGUGGCGGACGACCUUGCACUUGGAGGAGCUCCUCUGAGUGUAAAAACAACUCGCUCGGUGGGCAAGGAAGGCAGUAAUGCGACAUCAAGUGGCGUGGUGGGCGAUGUUGCACUUGGAGGAGCUCCUCUGAGUGUCGCAACGACAGGUGCGGCGGGCAAGGAAGGUGGCGAUGCGGAAUCAAGUGGCGUGGUGGACGAUGGUUCACUUGGAGGAGCUCCUCUGAGUGUUGAAGCAAUUGCAGUGGCGGGCAAGAAAGGUGGCGACCCAAAAUCAAGUGACGUGGUGGGCGAUGGUUCACUUGCACCUCUGAGUGUCGAAACAAGUGGCCCGGCGGGCAAGGAAGGUGGCGAUGCGAAAUCAAGCGGCGUGGUGGGCGAUGUUGAACUUGGAGGAGCUCCUCCGAGUGUUGCAAAGACAGGCGCGGCGGGCAAGGAAGGUGUCGAUGCAAAAUCAAGUGACGUGGUGGACGACAUCGAACAUGAAGAAGCUCCUCUGAGUGUUGAAACAGCGCCGGGCAAGGAAGGUGGCGACCCAAAAUCAAGUGACGUGGUGGGCGAUGGUUCACUUGGAGAAGCACCUCUGAGUGUUGCAACGACAGGCGCGGCGGGCAAGGAAGGUGGCGAUGCGAAAUCAAGUGACGUGGUGAACGACAUUGCACUUGGAGGAGCACCUCUGAGUAUCGAAACAAGUGGCUCGGUGGGCAAGGAAGUGGCGGGCAAGGAAGGUGGCGACCCAAAAUCAAAUGACGUGGUGGGCGAUGGUGCACUUGGAGGAGCACCUCUGAGUGUUGAAACAAGUGGGCCGGCGGGCAAGGAAGGUGGCGACCCAAAAUCAAGCGGCGUGGUGGGCGAGAGCGCACUUGGAGGAGCUCCUCUGAGAGACAAUCCAAGCAACGAUGUGUUGAACAAUACCAUUGUCACCGAAGAAUCAAGCUACCUCUCAAUGCUUCUGGAUGAUGGCAUGUUCUUCGACGAUGAUGAAGAACAAGCGAUGGACUUAGUUGCCUCAUAUUUCGACGACAUUAGCCCACCGUCCGUUCCUCCAAAACCAAGCUCAAGCAAGGGCAUGGAUCGAAAGUCAAAGAAGACGAAGAACACGAGCGGUGAUGACCCAUCCAUGAAGAAGAAACGGAAGUCGGCUCAAGAACAUUUGGACAAGGCGACGACUGGAUGGCCAUACUUCGAACCCAAGUUGUGUCAUGAAGAUGUGUUGAACCAGUUGGACGUCUUCAAGGAAGAGUUGUUAGCUAUCAACCAACGAACCAGUUCGAGACGGCGGAUGCGUGAUGACGAAUCAAAGUCGACGUCAAAAUCGCCAGCGAUCGACGGGGGAACGCGGGGUGGCGAUUCAAAGUCGACGUCAGAAUUGCAAGCAAUCUCGACCGCAAGUCCCAGUUCCGACUCCGACGGGGUUUGGAAGCUCGUUGAGGACUUGGUCAUGCAACGCAUUGCCAUUGAAGAUAUUGGUUGGUUCCCUCCGACCCAAUCGAUGGUUGAAGUCAACAGCUCUUGCUCAGUUCGGCCCAUUCGGCGCCAAGAAGUCGAAAAGCACAAGAAGAAACUGAUGGUCGAUGGGUGGAACCACGACUUUCGUCUUGUUUUGCGCACUCCAGGCCCUGCAGGCAAGAAGUACGGCAUUAUCGAUGGCCAGCACGGCUUUAUGGCCAUUGUGGAUCUGUGGAUGGACCGGACGCUGGGACCUGGCGCCGCGCUGUCGUCAUUGAUGCGACAAGGCCAAUCAAAUCCAUGCUUUCCCUCGAUUGUGGUCGAAAACGCGAGUAAUCUAAACGUCGUUCAGCUGGGAAUGCGCUACAACGAAAUGUACAAGCAUGGAAACAACCGCAAGGCGUUCUACUGGAUGACCAAGUUCGUGCUAUUUCACAACUGGUCAACGUUUGCUGGUUGUCGGCUGUCGAAUUCGUUCGAGUAUGGCGAAAAGGUUCGGAGCGCAGGAUCCGGACGCGCUGCUUUGUGUGGAGGAAAUGAAGCGCAUGAAGCUGGACGUCACGGCGAUGAGAAGGAAGACCUCGAUCGACACGCUUCGAGCUGCUGCGAGGUUGUGGUACUUCCGACUUGUUUGGCGCCAUUAUAG